CUUAUCAACACCAGACCAGCAAGAUGCCCCCAUUCAAACUCCUCUCUGAAUAACGACAAACAACAUGGCGUCUCUCCUUCGCCAAAUCGUCGCAGGGCCACGCUCCCGCCAUCCAGAAGCCGGGCUCGACCUCUGCUACGUUACCCCAUUCAUCAUCGCAACUUCUGGCCCCAGUGGCACGUACCCCCAACGCGCAUACCGCAACCCUCUCGAUCAGCUCGUCAAAUUUCUAGACUACAAACACGGGGAAGAGUGGAAGAUAUGGGAGUUUCGAGCAGAGGGGACUGGGUAUCCUGAUAGUGAGGUUUAUGGGAGGAUCAGGCAUUAUCCUUGGCCGGAUCAUCACCCGCCGCCGUUCAGGCUUGUGGGGUUGAUCGUUGCGGGAAUGAGAAACUGGUUGCUUGAGGGAGAGGAAAAGAAGGGAGGCAAGGAUAGAGUUGUGGUUGUUCAUUGCAAGGCGGGCAAGGGACGCAGUGGUACAAUGGCUUGCAGUUAUUUGAUCUCUGAGUGUGGGUGGAAACCCGAGGAAGCAUUGGCACGAUUUACGGAACGGAGAAUGCGGCCAGGAUUCGGCCAGGGCGUCUCAAUACCGAGUCAGCUGCGUUGGGUGGGGUAUGUCGAUCGUUGGACCAAGGCCGGCAAGGUGUACGUUGAGCGUCAAAUCGAAAUCAUGGAAGUUCAUGUCUGGGGCUUGAGGGAUGGGGUCAAGGUGCAGGUGGAGGGAUACGUUGAUGAAGGAAAGAAGAUUAAACUGUUCCACGUCUUUACGAAGAAAGAGAGAGUUGUGAUUGAAGGGAACACACCGGGCGGUGGAGGAUUCACGGACAUGAUUUCUGAUAUGGCGGGGUUUCAAAAUCAAGGGAGGAUCGCCCCGAGCAAGAGUUCCGAUCAGCUUGAUGGCGGGAAACUCAGUAUGCCACAACCUUCAGAGUCCGGGGGUUCGAGCUCGGCGAGUGUGGAUACUGGCGCAGAGGCGGGCGGUGGCGCCGUCAUUUUUAAGCCAUCGACAAGAGUCAUUCUUCCAACAAGCGAUAUCAACAUUGACUUCGAGCGGAGGAAUAAGGCUUCGAUAGGCUGGACUAUGGUCACUGCAGUUGCUCACGUCUGGUUUAAUGCGUACUUCGAAGGAAAUGGUCCUGAGCAGAACGGCAAGGCUGACGAUACCGGAGUCUUCGAAAUCGAGUGGGACAAAAUGGACGGCAUCAAAGGAUCGAGUAGGAAAGGUACCAGAGCUCUAGACCGCCUGGCUGUUGUAUGGAAAGCAUGUGAUCCGGAACCGGGACAAGGAAGGAAAGAGGACAUCAUCCACGAGCCAAGAAUAAAUUCGCCGGUUGUGGACAUGCAACCAGCAGACUGGAAAGGAGGAAACGACACAUCACCCGGCCUUGGCCAAGAUCUUGGCUUAAGGACAGAAAGUCCAUUGAGCGCAGAUAUCAGCAAAGCCAGCAGCGUGAAAAGCAACGAAGCGGAUGAUGCUGUUGCUACUACCGAAGAGGGGGUCAAACCUAGUGGCCCCAGCGGAGAAGAAGAUCUAGAUGUCGACGUGAGCACCCUUCCUCAGCCUCAUGGAAAUGCUUCGAAGCCAACACUGGCCGAAGUGAACGCAGGCCUCGAUACAGCAUCUGCGACGACCCCACAACGUGGGUCUGAAGUGUGAGUACGAACUUCGGCUCAUGUUUGUCUGGGAUAAUACUGAGGGAUGGAAAGACAAACGUCGAGGUCACAAACGGAUCCAGUUAACUCCGCAGGCUUUCCUUCACCGGUAUCGACAGCGGAUCUUCCUAAUGGCGUGCCGGAGGAUCAACUCAAGGAUGCCAAGGAUCAUCAUAUCGGGCAUUUCCAAUCAGCCAAAAGAACCAUAUAUUCAUGAACUGCAUGGCUUGGAUUAGAGGGUUGCAUGGGAAAUGGCUUGAAAACGGAAGUAUAUGAUACCACUGCAUUAUGAAAGAGCAACGGCGUUCGGACCAAAGACUUGUUAGAAUUAUAUUUGCCUAGAUUUAAGACAUUAAAACUUCCCAAUAUGCUACGACGA
Hyaloscypha bicolor E is the source of this 2032-nucleotide messenger RNA. Its product is annotated as phosphatases II. The transcript has a single exon. The record is from RefSeq and is a predicted model, not a curated record. Lineage: Eukaryota; Fungi; Ascomycota; Leotiomycetes; Helotiales; Hyaloscyphaceae. Gene Ontology annotation, cellular component: plasma membrane; cytosol; cell projection. Gene Ontology annotation, biological process: regulation of phosphatidylinositol 3-kinase/protein kinase B signal transduction; cell motility; phosphatidylinositol dephosphorylation. Bases 65 to 1657 code for a protein of 530 amino acids. Gene Ontology annotation, molecular function: protein tyrosine phosphatase activity; phosphatidylinositol-3,4,5-trisphosphate 3-phosphatase activity; protein tyrosine/serine/threonine phosphatase activity.